Molecule: messenger RNA, 3760 nt
Organism: Linum tenue
Lineage: Eukaryota; Viridiplantae; Streptophyta; Magnoliopsida; Malpighiales; Linaceae
Source: the annotation of a GenBank genome assembly
UCUUCUUCUUCUUCAUCCUCUUCUUUCAUAAAUCAUAAUUUUCCAGUUUUUAAUUACUGCCUGUCUGCCUGCGAGCGACUGCUAUCAAGGUGAGAGAGAAGUAGGUGGAAAGCAAAGUCUCUCCCUUCAUUGCCCCCACUUUCUCACUUUCCUUCUCCCGCAAACUGACGAACAGCGGGGGAGAGUAAUAUACUACUGAGAGACAGACAACCACUACUCCAUCCACCCACCUAAUCCAUCCAUCCUCUCUCACGGAGGCCCCAACCUCACCAGAGAACUACCACGAGAAAGUGCCGCAGCAAAUUUGUCUGGGCUCGUUUAGAGUAGAAAGAAACCUAGAGCUUGGGAGUUAUUGUCAUUCCUUGGUCGCUUUCGGAAACCCUAACCGCGGGAAAAGGGAAGGCAAAGGAGUAAACAAGGAAAGAAAUCCUUAUCAUCACUUGCUUGUGGCGAUUGCCCAUAUUUGAUUCCGAUCGUCUGGUUCGUGUGAACUGUAGAUCCCCUUCCCGAUCUGCCCGGCCGAGUCGGCCAGCAAUGGGCUGCUCGGUUCGGAGGAGUUGAACACACUAAUGCCCCGUGCCGGCGUCGUUGAUCCCCCGGAAACUGUGUCAAUGUCGGCUUCUUCAGCUGCUUUUCUUGACCGUUCUAGACCUGCUACUUCUAACACGGUUUUUAAAAGCGGACCACUGUUCAUUUCCUCGAAAGGACUAGGUUGGAAAUCAUGGAAAAAGCGGUGGUUUAUCCUCACACGCACAUCCUUGGUUUUCUUUAAGAAUGACCCGUUCUUUAUGUUGAUUGCACCUGGUACUGAAAGAUUCGCAUUAAGUGCCUUACCACAAAAAGGUGGUGAAGUGAACUUAACUUUAGGAGGAAUAGAUUUAAAUAAUUCUGGGAGUGUGGUUGUAAGAGAAGAUAAAAAGUUUUUGACUGUUUUGUUUCCCGAUGGCCGGGAUGGACGAGCUUUUACUCUUAAGGCCGAAACUUCUGAGGAUCUGUAUGACUGGAAGAAUGCUCUUGAACUUGCCCUUGCACAAGCACCAAGUGCCGCUCUUGUUAUGGGGCAUAAUGGGAUUUUUCGAAGUGACAAUACUCAUCCUGUUGAUGGCUCUUUCCAUCAAUGGAGAGAUAAGCGCCCUGUGAAAUCUUUAGUUGUUGGAAGACCUAUUUUGCUUGCUCUUGAAGAUAUUGAUGGUAGUCCAUCUUUUCUUGAGAAAGCUCUUCAAUUUCUUGAGAAGUAUGGAAUUAAAGUGGAGGGGAUUCUGAGACAGUCAGCUGAUGUUGAGGAGGUUGAUCAUAGAGUUCAAGAUUAUGAACAAGGUAAAAAUGAAUUUGAGGCAAAUGAGGAUGCUCAUGUUGUUGGUGAUUGUGUAAAGCAUGUCUUGAGGGAGCUUCCUUCCUCCCCAGUUCCUGCAUCUUGCUGCACUGCAUUGCUGGAUGCCUAUAAAAUCGAUGGGAAAGAAGAUCGGAUAUCUGCUAUGCAUUCUGUCAUAUCAGAAACAUUUCCUGAACCAAACCGGAGGUUGUUACAAAGGAUUCUGAAGAUGAUGCAUACAGUCUCUUCUCAUUCUCGUGAGAAUCGGAUGACUCCUUCUGCUGUUGCUGCAUGCAUGGCACCCUUGCUUUUACGCCCCUUAUUAGCUGGCGAAUGUGAGUUGGAGGAUGACUUUGACGCUAAUGGUGACAAUUCUGCUCAGCUUCUUGCUGCUGCAAAUGCAGCCAAUAACGCUCAGGCCAUCAUCACAACUCUUCUGGAAGAGUAUGACAGUAUUUUUGAUGAUGAAAAUCUACAGAGAUGCUCUAUCUCGGCAGAUUCUCGGAUGGGUAAAAGUGGAAGUGAAGAUUCUAGUGAUGAUGAAAAUACAGAUAUGAAAGAUAACAAUUACCAUGAUGCAGAAAAUGAAGUUGACCAAGAAACAGAUGAUGAUGCUGAGCGUGUGCUUAGUGGGAAACUGAGUGAAUCAAGUGGUUCAGCUGGCAGCGAUCUUUAUGAUUAUAAGGCUUUUGUUGGUGCUGAAUCAGGUGUCAGAUCACCCAUUGGCAAUCAUACCCCUGCCGAGAGUUCAGACUUUGUGACUGAACCUCCACACGUUAGAGAUCCUGGUGCACAACUUCUGAAGCUAAGCGAACAUAAGAAAGGAAAUGAAAAUUCAAUCAACGGAACAGAUUCGUUGAGUGAUUUACCUCCUGGUGAAUCUUACCGGUCAAUGGGAGAGAUCCUAUCUACAAUAGAUGCUGAGCCUCAGGUGCCUAUAUCAUCUAUUGAGUCAUCAGCUGAGAAGCCAGCCGGUAAAGCUACAACCUCCAAUGCCAAUGGAAAGCGAUCAACAUUCUGGGGAAGAAGCAAUGGCAGAAAGACACCAUCUACGGAGUCAGUUGAUUCUUCUGAAGAAGAGCUUGCUAUUCAGAGGCUUGAGAUUACUAAAAAUGAUUUGAGGCAUAGGAUAGCAAAGGAGGCUAGAGGUAAUGCAAUUCUGCAAGCUAGUUUGGAGAGAAGGAAACAAGCUUUGCAUGAGCGGCGCUUGGCACUUGAACAAGAUGUCUCAAGAUUGCAAGAGCAGCUGCAAGCUGAAAGAGAUCUUCGAGCUGCAUUGGAAGUUGGUUUGAGUAUGACUUCCGGGCAGUUGUCAAGUUCACGGGGCAUGGACUCUAAAACAAGGGCAGAGCUGGAGGAGAUUGCUCUUGCUGAAGCAGAUGUAGCGAGGUUGAGGCAGAAAGUUGCUGAACUCCACCACCAGCUCAAUCAGCAGCGGCAGCAUCAUUAUGGUGCUUUAACUGAUGAUCGUUAUCAGCAUAUCCAAAACCAUAAUCCUCAUCAGAGAUUUCUUCAGCAAGAUUUUGAUACAACCCUUGCUUUUCUAAAUCAUGAAAGAAAACAGAGAACUGAGGAGGUUCUAUUAGGAGCAGAUUGGAUGAAUAAUAUUAAAGGAGCUGCUGGCAGCAGUAGCAGGCAGCCUAAUAAUAGAAAACAAUAUAUGGAACCGACAACCAGCCUCAGUGACUCUAAAAGUACCGAGGACGCUUCUACCAACUUAUCCAUGGAUGAGCUUUGUGGCGUCGUUGAUUCUGCUCCUACAUCAACUUCGAGACCUGUAGAGGCGACAGAUUACACCAGACAUCCAUCAGCAGCAUCUUCUGCUUUAGUGGAACUGACAACGCGCCUUGAUUUCUUCAAGGAAAGGCGGUCACAGCUGAUGGAGCAGCUCCACAACCUCGAUUUAAACUACGGCACGACUUCUUCACAGGAUUUUGUGUAUAGUAGGCCUCCAUCUUCCCCUCCAUGGAACUGACAGGAAAUAAACAUCUUCUGUGAUCAGCAGUGUUGUUGUACAUUCUCUAUCUUCCUGUGUUUGCAUAUAAUUCUUUCCCCCCCUCUUAUCUCAAUUGUAUUCUUCUUGCUCUCCACCUAAUCAAGAGUAUGUCCUUCCUCGUUGUAUGAUCAAGUGUGCUCUCGCGAGGUCAGCAGUUGAUGGGAGGGCGCCUGGGGAGAUCAUCUAUGACUGGACAAGAGUGACUGUUGUGUUCUCUCCCUCCGGUUUUCUAUUCUAUUUCAGGAUUUCCCCUUGCUGUAUUUUGCUGUUUGAGAGAUGCCUAUGUAUAUGAGAUUUUAAUGUUUGUGUUGAGGUCAGUAUCAAUGUGGUACAGAUGAAAAAUACUCAAAAAGUCCAAAUACUGAUGAAUGGUCCCUAAAGCUCUGCUUUCUAUAUUUAUCAUUGUCAUUGUCGACACAUUUGUAUAAAGGAAUUCGUAAGUAUGUGUUACU